CUUUUCUUUCUAUAGCACUUAUGCAGACUUGUUGCUGAUGGUGUUCCUGUGCUUGAACGAAUUCAAUGUCUCAGACGCCACUGUUAUUAAGUGGGCAAACUUACACAAAUAAGGGUCCAGUAUAAGAAUACUGAUUGGUAUGUUCCUUUAAUUUUGUUUUAGACUCUAUUGCUUUUAAAUUGUUUCAUGUUUAGCGAGAUUCAGUCACACAAGUAUGUGUUGGUGAGGUGCAAAAUUCUGUCUUGAUGUGUCUGGAAAGCUUUAAUACCAUGGAUUUCAGUUUUUUUUUUUUAUAUCGGUGGGCGGGUGUAGUCAGCGAAUGGGAGAGGCGUAUGAAUCCCAGUGCUCUUCUGAACUCGACGUGCAAUGAUUGCGGGAGAACGGCUUCACAUUGUCAAACAACUGCAUUGAGGCAUCAUCACAGUGUCUGAUGAAGACUGCGGAAAUCUCCAUCUGUUAUCCGAAGAUGUUCAGACCGAAACUCACCUUUGUUGCACCACUGCCGUUGCACCAAAUGGCUGGCAAUAUGAAUUGCUUGGUUAGUUAUUCAAUGGAAUGUGUACAAUGAAGAUUUGGGUACUACGAAGGAGGCGCAGAUAUGUCGGUGGCUUUACUCAAGAUUGGAGUGGUGCUCAGCACUAUGGCUAUGAUCACUAAUUGGAUGUCGCAGACUUUACCUUCCUUGGUUGGACUCAACACCACCAAGCUCUCUGUAACCGCUGGAGGCACGGCGGACCGGAGCACCGGCGUGCUGCCAGCCAACCCAGAGGAGUCGUGGCAGGUGUACAGCUCCGCUCAGGACACAGAGGGCCGCUGUGUCUGCACUGUGGUGGCUCCUCAACAGACCAUGUGCUCACGGGACGCCAGGACCAAACAGCUCCGGCAACUGCUUGAAAAAGUCCAAAACAUGACCCAGUCUAUCCAGGUGUUGGAUCAGAGAACCCAAAGAGACCUGCAGUACGUGGAGAGAAUGGAGGUGCAGCUGCGAGGUCUGGAGACCAAGUUCAAACAGGUGGAGGAGAGCCACAAGCAGAACCUUGCCAGGCAAUACAGGGCAAUAAAAGCGAAAAUGGAGGAACUUAGGCCAUUGAUACCAGUGUUGGAGGAGUACAAAGCCGAUGCAAAAUUGGUAUUGCAGUUUAAAGAGGAGCUCCAGAAUCUGACGUCUGUGCUAAAUGAACUCCAGGAGGAGAUCGGAGCCUAUGACUACGAGGAGCUGCAAAACAGAUUGUCAAAUCUUGAGGAGAGGCUCCGAGCAUGCAUGCAAAAAUUAGCAUGUGGGAAGUUGACAGGUAUCAGCGAUCCAAUCACCAUCAAGACGUCUGGAUCAAGGUUUGGGUCCUGGAUGACUGACCCACUGGCACCUGAGGACGACAACCGGGUGUGGUACAUGGACGGCUACCACAACAACCGAUUCGUACGGGAGUACAAGUCCCUCUAUGACUUCAUGAAUUCGGACAACUUCACAUCUCACCGGCUUCCUCAUCCGUGGUCGGGCACCGGUCAGGUGGUCUACAAUGGCUCCAUCUACUUCAACAAGUUCCAGAGCCACACCAUCAUCAAGUUUGACUUCAAGACCUCCGUCAUCAGCAAGUCCCGGCAGCUGGAUUACGCCGGCUACAACAACAUGUACCACUACUCAUGGGGUGGCCACUCUGACAUCGACCUCAUGGUGGACGAGGGUGGCCUGUGGGCCGUCUACGCCACCAAUCAAAACGCAGGGAACAUUGUCAUCAGCAAGCUGAACCCAAACACCCUGCAGAUCAUCAAGAGCUGGACCACUAACCACCCCAAAAGGAGCGCGGGGGAGGCCUUCAUGAUCUGCGGCACGCUGUAUGUCACCAAUGGCUACUCGGGCGGAACCAAGGUGUACUACGCCUUCAGCACCAACUCGUCCACCUACGAGUACAUCGACAUACCGUUCCAGAAUAAGUACUCUCACAUCUCCAUGCUGGACUAUAAUCCCAAAGACCGAGCACUAUACGCAUGGAAUAACGGUCACCAGGUUCUGUACAAUGUCACUUUGUUCCACGUCAUUCGUUCAGAGCAGGAGCGUUAGAUGGCCGCGCAGUAAACCUCUCCUUCCAGACCUGGGUUCAAAUACUAUUGGAUAACUUUCAAGUACACCAGUUGCUGCUUCUUCUGCCUCGAGGGCCAGAGGGGUGGGGUUGUCAGUUUAGCAAUAUGUUGGUUCCAUUGCGACAGGAGAGCCAGAUAAAUUCAAGAGCAUUUGAACCCAGGUGUGGUUGACGGAUUUAUGCGAGAUAUGUAACUAGGAGUAGAGAAGUAUCCUGUAAGUUGUUCUGUAACAAGAAGUUAUGUGAUGAUACAGUAUGUCAUGUAAAGGAAGUAUAUGGACCGAGAGUAAGAACAGGUACGGAAUAGGUCAUGCCUUUCUUUUUUUAGAUGAUAUCAAAAUCUUAUAAUGAUUGUGUUUUUAUGGAAAUAAUUGACUUUUUUAUUUGAUCACAAACGAAUAGUAAAACUUACUAUAUUGUAAUGUAAAAUUGAAUGAUUGAAGAUUUCAUGUUGGGUCUUGUUUAUCAACCUGUUUUAUACCAAACUGGGACACAAACACAAUCAUGACAAUCCCCAGCGUGGGUGGUACGCUAGUUGUGGUUCAAGUUUCCCCUUUACAUUGUAAAGUACUCAAAGAAUCUGGACAGAACAAAAAUCGAUCUAUAUAUAAUAUAUUCAUUAAUUAUUAUUACAUGAUCAGAUGGCAAAGAGGGUCAAAUGUUGCAGAAAUGGGACACAUCUUGAUCUUUCCAGAACCAGCUGGAGUUGUAAUGAGUCCGUAAUGGCAAAUUCACAAACAUCACAAAAUUGGGAGGGUACUAAAAUCAUUUUAAAAAAUGUAGCAGUAAUCUUUCCAUAUAAUAUUCUUUUCCUGCUGGUGUAAAAGCAGAGACCUAGUGAUCACGCUAAGCCAUGCUUCUCUGUGUAGAAUAUAAAUCCAGUUAUUCUCCUGUGUUUGUAGCAACAUAUCAAAUUGGAAAUGCUGUACUGGCACCUUGAAACAUGUCUUCUGUUUUUACUGCGCAAUACAACAUCUCAGGAAGCGAUGUAACGCAACCUCUCAAUUGUAUUGGAUCACCUUGACAGACUUUGUAGGAUCUGAUUGUGAUUGAUGAACAAAGCCUAAUUGUUCAGUAUAAAGAAUCCAGCCAAAACUUGAGUCCGUUACAAACUCCUGUAAAUUUGGGAACACAGACAAAAUACAUUUAAUGAUUAGACUGUUGGAAAGCACCCUGUUUAAUUUCUUUGUGAUGGUACUGUGGAUUUUCUCUUUUUCUAUCUUAAUUUUGCAUGGGCAUUUUUACCUACCAAAACGGUUCCCUUCUAUGGAUGUAUUUUGCAAUGUUAUGAUGCUGUAGUGCAACACUUAGGGGGCAGGCAUUUUAUUUUCUUAUCGUCAUUGGGUUUGAUAUGUGUUCUUAAUGUUGGUAUUGAUAUUUACUGUGAUAGCCUGUCUUUGUAUUGAUUGUAUUGAAAGAAUUUGUCUAGCUCAUAUAUUUCUGUCUGGCAAAAGAAAAUAUAUAUAUAUAUAUACCCAUCACGAGAGGACGUGCCAAACAAUGUGUCAAUGAGCCAGUGAUGUGUCCACAGAUUCUAGUUUCAGUUUGACUCUCAGAGGUCUACUGUCUGUUUCUUAGAAAGAUCAAUUGUGACAUCUUAAUAUGUUGAGCUUGCAUAUGUGUUGUAUCUGCAAUAACAUUCAUAUCAAUAAACAACAUCUUUGUUCUACCAC
Messenger RNA from Esox lucius (northern pike), 3751 nucleotides. Its product is annotated as noelin. Gene Ontology annotation, biological process: signal transduction. The record is from RefSeq and is a predicted model, not a curated record. The coding region runs from base 599 to 2059 and encodes 486 amino acids. The transcript is spliced from 6 exons. NCBI's taxonomy places the organism in Eukaryota, Metazoa, Chordata, Actinopteri, Esociformes, Esocidae.